Emys orbicularis (European pond turtle) is the source of this 2538-nucleotide messenger RNA. RefSeq names its product zinc finger protein 420-like. The coding region runs from base 35 to 1489 and encodes 484 amino acids. Gene Ontology annotation, cellular component: PcG protein complex; transcription regulator complex; chromatin. Gene Ontology annotation, molecular function: RNA polymerase II cis-regulatory region sequence-specific DNA binding; DNA-binding transcription factor activity, RNA polymerase II-specific. The record is from RefSeq and is a predicted model, not a curated record. NCBI's taxonomy places the organism in Eukaryota, Metazoa, Chordata, Testudines, Emydidae. Gene Ontology annotation, biological process: regulation of transcription by RNA polymerase II. The transcript has 2 exons.
CCUUAUCAGACAUUGUAGAAUCCACACAGGAGAGAUGCCCUACACGUGCUCUGAGUGUGGGAAAAGCUUCUAUGGCCGCUCACAGCUUAUCACACAUUCUAGAAUCCACACAGGAGAGAAGCCCUACACGUGCUCUGAGUGCGGGAAAAGCUUCAGUCAGCGCUCAGACCUUAUCGUACAUCAGAGAAUUCACACAGGAGAGAAGCCCUACACGUGCUCUGAAUGCGGGAAAAGCUUCACUCGGAGCUCACACCUUAUCAGACAUUGUAGAAUCCACACAGGAGAGAAGCCCUACACGUGCUCUGAGUGUGGGAAAAGCUUCUAUGGCCGCUCACAGCUUAUCACACAUUCUAGAAUCCACACAGGAGAGAAGCCCUACACGUGCUCUGAGUGCGGGAAAAGCUUCAGUCAGCGCUCAGUCCUUAUCAGACAUCAGAAAAUAAUCCACACAGGAGAGAAGCCCUACACGUGCUCUGAAUGCGGGAAAAGCUUCACUUGGAGCUCACACCUUAUCAGACAUUGUAGAAUCCACACAAGAGAGAUGCCCUACACGUGCUCUGAGUGCGGGAAAAGCUUCUAUGGCCGCUCACAGCUUAUCACACAUUCUAGAAUCCACACAGGAGAGAAGCCCUACACGUGCUCUGAGUGCGGGAAAAGCUUCAGUCAGCGCUCAGUCCUUAUCAGACAUCAGAAAAUGCACACAGGAGAGACGCCCUACACAUGCUCUGAGUGCGGGAAAAGCUUCAGUCACAGCUCUGCCCUGAGCAAUCAUAGGAGAAUCCACACAGGAGAGACGCCCUACACAUGCUCUGAAUGCGGGAAAAGCUUCACUUGGAGCUCACAGCUUAUCACACAUUCUAGAAUCCACACAGGAGAGAAGCCCUACACGUGCUCUGAGUGCGGGAAAAGCUUCAGUCAGCGCUCAGACCUUAUCGGACAUCAGAGAAUUCACACAGGAGAGAAGCCCUACACGUGCUCUGAAUGCGGGAAAAGCUUCACUCGGAGCUCACACCUUAUCAGACAUUGUAGAAUCCACACAGGAGAGAUGCCCUACACGUGCUCUGAGUGUGGGAAAAGCUUCUAUGGCCGCUCACAGCUUAUCACACAUUCUAGAAUCCACACAGGAGAGAAGCCCUACACGUGCUCUGAGUGCGGGAAAAGCUUCAGUCAGCGCUCAGUCCUUAUCAGACAUCAGAAAAUGCACACAGGAGAGACGCCCUACACAUGCUCUGAGUGCGGGAAAAGCUUUAGUCACAGCUCUGCCCUGAGCAAUCAUAGGAGAAUCCACACAGGAGAGACGCCCUACACAUGCUCUGAGUGCGGGAAAAGCUUCAAGCAGAGCUCACACCUUAUCAGACAUCAGAGAAUCCACACAGGAGAGAAGCCCUACACAUGCUCUGAGUGCGGGAAAAGCUUCAGUCACAGCUCUGCCCUUAUUAGACAUCAGAAAAUUCACAUGAGAGAGAACUGUAAUAAAUCCCUUGACUAGGGCUGGCCAAAGAUUUUUUUUUUUUUUUAAACAAAUCACAUUUGCUAAUUCCCACAUAGUGAUUUUUGCACUGUCUUCACUGUGGCCUCUCAGCUCCACCAGAUCAGUUACCUGCUUCUGCCUUUUGCAGUUCACCCUUCUUUGGGGUCAGUCCUGUGAUCUUUUCGAUCAACUCCUUUCCUUUUGAGUUGUAGGAGUGUGUGUCCCUCCAGCCAGGAAUGUUCAUUAGCUCCAGGUGGGAGAGAGAGGUUUGAUCCCAACAAGCUACACUGAGGCAAAAACUACCUGUGCCUUACGUCCACUAGGACUGUAUAUAGCGUUGGCUGCUCAAGUUAGUGAUCUUGGUGUAAAAAGACAAUUUAUAGUUGUAGUUCAGAUGCCGCCCAGGUGCAGUGGUUGGCAUUAGCUUUCCCCUUGACCUGACCUAAACUCCAUCACUUUUCCUAGUCUAAACAAACCCUGAGCAUCACAGUUAUACUGUUCCGCCAUUUCAAAGCAAUUGUUAGUCAUCAAGUUCCCUCUUGGGGAAGAAAUUGUUUCAUUCCCAGUUGCUCUGUUGUUGCUUCAAGUUGUGUUGGAGAGCAGAUCUUUUUACUACCAUUUUCCUCACUUAAAAUAUAUUGAACUAUAACAAAGAGCAGGAACAGGGCAGGGAUAGGGAAAAAUUGUCAUUUCACCCUGUGGAAGCAGAGAAAGAACUGACAGCAAGGGGAUGCAGUGCAUGACAGUUUGUUAGCAAGAGUCAGGCUAACUGUAACCCUAAUAACAUGAGAUUUGUAGAAGCGAGGAAUGUGUGAGGCGAGUGGGAAAGAACUGUGUGAGAAGUUGUUGCAACCUUGUGUAGAUAAUAUGGAAUGUAGACUAAGAGUCUACAUCAGUGAGCAAAACAAGAUAUCAGAAUGACCUAUGUAUAAACAAAAUGCAGGUGUUGCUCAUUGUCUGUAACAAAAGGUAUAAAUGCUUGCUGUAAUUGUUUACCUGUUGAGAGACCUGUUUAGCUCUCUCCCUCUACGCAAUUGCUUGAGAAAAUAAAGUAUCUGACUUGCUGU